AUGGGAUCCGUGAGGCGCGCGUCCAAAGCGCUGCCGAGAUAUUUGGCGUUUUUGGAAUACGACGGCGCAAAGUUUCGCGGCUUUCAGCGCCAAAAUCUCGGCGAACGCGCGACGACGACGGUACAAGACGCCCUAGAUGAAGCCCUGGAGACGUUCACGGGGAAUCGGGGCGCAGUCGCGAGCGUGGGGAGCUCGAGGACGGAUGUCGGCGUGCACGCGACGCGAAACUCGGCGCACUUCGACUGUGGGCGCGUCGGUAAGGAUGGCUCGAUGGACGCGUACGAUUCAGAGAGCGUGCGGAGGGGAUUGAAUUAUCACUUGAAAUCACGCGAGCGAGCGAUGCGGGUGACGGAGUGUGUCAGGGUGGAUACGUUGAAUCCGACGUUUCACGCGCGGCACGACGCGGUUUCUAGACGGUAUCGAUACGAGAUUUUGGUCGGUGAUCGCGAUGAUGGCGGGAGCGUGUUCGAUCGCGACGGAGCGUGGUACUUACGAGCUGUCGUAGCGAGCGAUCGUGGGGCGAAGCAGACGUCUUCGAGGCGAUACACGACGUGCGAAGCAACCGGACUGGACGUGGAUGCGAUGCGGCGAGCGGCGAGCGUGCUGAUCGGCAAGCACGAUUUCAGCUCGUUUCGAGCUUCGGGAUGUCAGGCAAAAUCACCGAUACGAACGAUCACGUCACUAGACGUUGUCUCGCGCACCACCGAGUGGCCUUCACCGGAGGCUCGGGGAACGAGACAAGAGGUUUCAGUUCGUGUCGAGGCCCCAAGUUUUCUCUAUCAUCAGGUUCGUCUGCUCGUUGGUGCGCUUAAGUCGGUUGGUGCGGGUGACCUUACCGUGGACGAUGUACGCGAGCUUCUCGAGGCGAAAGAUGUCUCGCAGGCGCCGCAGAUGGCGCCCGCACACGGCUUGUACCUGAUGGAUGUGGGGUACUUGCCGAAUUACGCGUCGAGGACGCCGUUCUCAAAAGCCAAGAACACGGACACGGACGACGGCGAGGGCGACGACGAUCUUUAG
This is a messenger RNA of Ostreococcus tauri, 1017 nucleotides long. RefSeq names its product Pseudouridine synthase I, TruA. Gene Ontology annotation, molecular function: pseudouridine synthase activity; RNA binding. NCBI's taxonomy places the organism in Eukaryota, Viridiplantae, Chlorophyta, Mamiellophyceae, Mamiellales, Bathycoccaceae. The transcript has a single exon. The record is from RefSeq and is a predicted model, not a curated record. Bases 1 to 1017 code for a protein of 338 amino acids. Gene Ontology annotation, biological process: tRNA pseudouridine synthesis.